Messenger RNA from Coregonus sp. 'balchen', 1764 nucleotides. The record is from the annotation of a GenBank genome assembly. NCBI's taxonomy places the organism in Eukaryota, Metazoa, Chordata, Actinopteri, Salmoniformes, Salmonidae.
AUGUACCGACACAUUCAAGUAAGAUAUCGAUUUAGUAAUGUUUUGAUUCGUUUUUGUUAAUAUCUGUAUUCAACGGCAUCGGUCUGACUGUUUUUAUGCAUGCUAGAAUACGAGGGUAGCAUCACUAGCCUUUAGCGGUCAUGGGAUGACCGGUAGUGGCUACUAGCUAGCAAUUUUACCGGUACUGUUAGCAAGCUUACUAUCUACUAAAAGUGUUAUACUUUACCUGUGUUUAUGGCAAAUGAACUUGGUUAAAUACCCAGAUAGACAGCGACCUAUUCCAAUCCAGCGCUGAUCUUAAAAUAUCUCAAACUGUACAGUGUCAAUGAGCUUGAAAUUGAUGCCUCUUUUUCGUUAUAUGACAGGCGCUUCAGCAUGUGUCGCGGCGGACGCUGAGCAGCAGCGCCCGCAGGCAGGUGGAAAACAAGGUCCCACAGAAGCAGAAGCAUUACCAGGUAAUUGACAGGGUUUAUAUGGCUGACGGCUCCAAUAGGCAAUGUCCUUAACAUGACGUUAAAACCUACUCUUCGAAUUUUAGUUUAAUGUCAAGGAAAAUGUAACUUGAAUUCAAUGUUGACAAUGUGAUAUUUAAGUUUUGAUGACUGGUGACAUGUCCACCUGCCCACUUGUAGUUCCGCUCAUAUGAAGCCUGAGUUACAUAUAGUUGACUGAUACGUAUAUCUGAUUGACAGAAGCUCACUGGGUUGGAGUUACUGCUUUGCAUGCUGUGUGUAAACUGAGAACAGUCAAUAAAUAUGUCCCAAAUGGCAACCAAUUCUCUUUACAUCUAUAGUGCACUACUUUUGACCAGAGCCCUAUGGGCCCUCGUCAAAAGUAGAGUACUAAAUAGGGAAAAGGGUGCCAUUUGGGACAGCGUCAAUGUUGUGAGAUAGAUGAGAAAGCCAUGUCUGAUUCAAUUUACCAUUGGUAACUGAUCAGGGGAGAGUGAUGCCUCUGCUUCAUCAUUGGCUGCUUUUCAAUAAGUGAUUGUGCAAACUGUUGUUUUAAAUCCUUUCUAAAACACGGUGCAGAUCUUGCUGUAAAUAAUACAUUGUGAUUGCUGGAAUGUACGUGUUGCAUUCUGUGGUUAGAAUGGUCAAUUUGAGGGCAUUAAUAACCACUCAACCAACCAGAACAGAGUUCUCUGGAGAUGCACCGUUGGGGCCCUUUGCUCCACUAGGAGAUGAAAAGAUAAAUUCAAGUAAGUCGAUUUCCACUCAAGUGGUGCUUUUCCCUUGAGACUUACCCCCACACCAGUGGGCCGCCAGUGUUUUAUGUUAAUGUAUUCUCUGGUGUUAAUGUGUUUCUAUCAGGAAUGUGACACUAAAGAAUUGUGAUGAGCAGAAUCAACAACCUAUGCUUUGUGAGAAGGUGUUAAAGUUCACGGUUAGGCAUUGUUAUUGUUAUGAUGCUUAUACUGUAUGUUGCUGUGCAUUGCAUGAGUUUGAUACAGUAUAUUUUUCUUCACCAGGAGGACAAUGGGAUUCCAAUUCAUUUGAAAGGUGGUGUCAGUGAUGCUAUCCUGUACAGAACAACAAUGGCACUCACUAUUCUGGGUGAGUACAGAUGGACUCAAUGGCAACCAAUCCAUGUUGACACAAGUUCUUGGUUUAGUCUGGUUGUACAUUACCACAUUGUUGCUCAAUACCUUUUUGUAAUAACACUAUUUAUUUAAUUAGUAAUAACAUAUUACAUUUCAUUGCAGGAUCUGCAUAUGUCAUAUAUGAACUGGUUUGUGCAGCUUUCCCUAAGAAGAAGGAGUGA